Aspergillus piperis CBS 112811 is the source of this 2019-nucleotide messenger RNA. RefSeq names its product putative dynactin Arp1 p62 subunit RO2. The record is from RefSeq and is a predicted model, not a curated record. The coding region runs from base 1 to 2019 and encodes 672 amino acids. The transcript is spliced from 2 exons. Gene Ontology annotation, cellular component: dynactin complex. NCBI's taxonomy places the organism in Eukaryota, Fungi, Ascomycota, Eurotiomycetes, Eurotiales, Aspergillaceae.
AUGUCACGUCCGUUCCCUUACACCUUUAUAUCUUGUCCUUGCGCCAACAUCCCUGUACCUGAUCCGGCGAAGAAACGGAGAUCGAGGGAGUCGCCGCAGAAAUCCAACCCCGAUCAACCCAAAUCUCUCCUGCGCCCGGAUGACGACGAAGACGAACAGGCUUUUGAUCCUCGGUCUCCGCGCGCCAAUUUCUCUCUGUAUCCCCCGGAGCAGCUGCUGUACUGCGAGGAUUGCCAUCAGAUCAAGUGCCCGCGAUGCAUAACGGAGGAGAUUGUGUGCUGGUACUGUCCGAACUGCCUGUUCGAGACGCCCAGCAGCAUGGUCCGGAGUGAGGGGAAUCGAUGCGCUCGCAAUUGCUUCAACUGCCCGAUAUGCACCGCCCCCUUGGGUGUAAACACCCUUGAGAACGUCGUGACAGGCGGCACCAGUCAACAAGGCCCCUGGGUGUUGUCCUGCGGAUACUGCAUGUGGUCGACUCUGGAUAUUGGCAUCAAGUUUGAUAAACCGACCAACAUCCGGACUCAACUGUCCAAGAUGACCGAAGUCACUCCUGCUCGCUCGAGACAAAUGUCUCGGACAUUCGGGGACCUCAAGUCUCCCCUCUCCACUUACUCCUCCAUCGAUGAGCAAUUCCUACCACCAGGCGAGACCAAGCCCGAAGACCCCCCUCUGGACCAACCCAGUGCUCCUCUCACUCCAGAUGCUCGAUUCCACGCCCUCAAGAACUUUUAUAAGAACCAGAUCUCCGCGACAUCCUCCUCCCCCACCGACCCCCUAGGCAUGGACUUCGGCUCUGGUUUCUCCUCUCCCGGUGCCCUAAACCGCAUCAUGUCCCUUUACACCUCUUCCUCCCGCCUCAGCAGCCUCUACGGCGGAGCCAACAAGAAGCCCAAAACCAAACCGCCCGUCAUGCGAGAAGCCCUCACGGCCAGCGAGGGUCUCAAGAUCCCCUCCCCGGACGCCGAAGACACACUCAUCGAACGCAUGUCUUCCCCGGACUGCGGAUGGGACGGUCUCGCCUCUAUCGAACAACGCGUCUUCCAGUCCCCAGACGCCCGGUUCGUAGAGGACCUCCUCCCGCUGCCCGUGCUACUUCGCACAAAACGGUCCAAACGAUGCAAGUCGUGCAAGCACAUCCUCGUCAAACCCGAACUGAAACCGCAGUCCACGCGGUUCCGCAUCCGCCUGAUUGCCCUCAGCUACAUUCCCCUGCCGACGUUACGGCCGCUGAACCCCAGUCCCUCCCCAGCCACCACCACGACCACCACCGUUCUCCCGGCGCCUUCAAGUUCCACGACGAACCCGAACCUGGACGCUCUCUCCCCACUCCGACCCAUCCAACUCCUCCUCACGCUAAAGAAUCACAUGUUCGAUCCCGUCCGCGUCACACUCGCCACGCCAUCCGUCACCCCUGGCCGCGUGGCCUCCAAAGUAACUAUCCUCUGUCCGCAAUUCGACAUUGGCGCCAACAGCGACGUGUGGGACGAAGCCCUCCAGGGUACUUCGGCUACCACUACCACGGCUACAUCCACGGGAACUGACCCCCGCGGAUCCCGAUCCGGAGGGCUCGGCGUGUACGAGAAAGUCGCAGAGGCCGGCAAAGUCUGGGACAAGGGACGGAACUGGACCACCGUGGUGUUGGAGGUCGUACCGGGGACAUUACCUGGUGGUGCGAAACAAACCUCCGCCAACAAUACCAAGAAAGACAAGAAAAAGAAGAAGGCUCCCGCCGAUGAUGAUCCAGACGACCAGGAUGACAACUCUGACGAUGGUGACUCCGACUCCGACCCGGGAUUUGACUGGAGUGGACAGACAUCUGACCCCAAUGAGCAGCUACAGCCGGAUGAAGAUGUGUUGGAGAUCCCGGUGUUUGUGCAUAUGGAAUGGGAUUCGGAUAAUCAGAUUGAUAGUGAGCAGGGGGUUGGGAGGGCUGGAGCGGGUGGAAGUGAUACGGUGAAGAGGGAGUUGGCGUAUUGGAUGGUGUUGGGGGUGGGGAGGAUAGUGAGGGAGAUUGUGUAG